CGCUUGUCGCCUGUGAUGUAGUAACUCCCUUGCAAAUCACUUUCGAAACUGAGUCCCGUAUGAGUUCAUACCUUAUUUUAGUAAGUUCUUCGCCUUAACUUUAGAAAAUGAGAUGACUCUGAGAAGCAUGUGAGCUAUAAAAACUAUCUAUCGGAUAUUUUUUGGUCUAUCAAUUCAUUUACUUCCGAAGGGCAACGAUGUGUAUCCGCUGUGGCCUUGGAGUACUUCCAUUUCUUUUAGCUGUGCUAUCAGCCGUCACCUUCGUGAUUACCUACAUUAUUUCCCGUGUACGCAACGACACUUCGUGGUUCCCAACUAUCAGCGACACUGCGAGUCGCCGGCCAGAGAGCAACGUUUUCGGACUGCUGUUUAAUUUUUGUUCUCUUCUUGCGCUCUUCACAACUUUUGUGCGGUAUCUUCAGUUGAGACACGAUGCUGAUUGGAAUGAGAGAGAUAGGGCUCUUCUUAUCAGGCUCAACAAAUUGGCUGUGAUGCUUGGUGUAGCUGCAAGUCUUGGUGGAAGCAUAGUGGCCAAUUUUCAGGUAAUAUUUAGCAAGAUCAAUGGAUAUGAGCAUAAUUUUAAAGCUGACGUUGGAUGUAGGAAAAUUAUUUUUUAAAAAAUCACAACGGUAUGUCUAACCAGAUUUCUCGACCAAGGAAUUCAAAUUUAACGUCAAAUAUUAAACUGAAAGGCAGCAUGGAAGUUAACCUUCAUGUAUCUGAACUAUGCUUAGAAGCUUUUUCUUAAACAACCCAAGCUACAUGCAUAUGUGUGCAAUCGGUUAUUAUAAAGAACAGAGCGUACUAAUUCCUGUGCGUGUUUCAGCAACUUAUUGGCUGGCGUGUUUUCGCCUCUUAAUUUUUUUUUAUUCAACGAUACAUACAAAACUAAAUUUGUAAAGAAUACUGGUGUUACUUGCAUUACUGAUAUAUUUACAAUACUAACAUGACUCAACUUACUGAUAUCACAAUAAUGCUAACUGAUUCACAAUACAAACGUUUCUUUAUUGUUAAUUUUUCGUUAUAUGUAGUACAGUACACCGAAUCGAAAUUGAAUUGCCAUUGUUCUGGACUGACUAGCGUCUCACACAUGUGAUAAUCCUUUUGUGUUUCAAGGUGAAGAUGAGGCUAGUUAGUCCAGAACAAUGGCAAUUCAAAUUGGACACCGUAUUUCGAUUUGCUGCAUAGAAACAAUUAUAGUCACUCAUUUUAACAAAAUCUUUUAAUUCUACGCUUUUGAAAAAUUCCAGGUAUACAUUCCCACACGAAUACUUUUAUACUUACUUAGAGUAAAAUUAAAAUCACCUCCCUUAUACUAAAUGUACAAACCUUAACUUAUUACAUCAGAAAAAUAUGAAAUAAUUCUGAAUAAUGAACACAAAAUUAGCUUGAAGUAAGCUCACAUUACUGUACUUAGACUCUUCUCAAAUAUUACUAAUUGUACCUUAUACUUACCUUGCACUUCAUAAAUAGCUUUUUAUAGAAUGAAAUUUUGAUAUUAAUAUGAUGUCAUUAACAGUACAAAUAAUAGUAUAGUUUCAUCAUCUUUUAUUUGCCUUAUUUACACAAUACAAAAAAUUUAUUUACAGUGAUUAUAGCCAGAAGGCAAGGAGACCUAGGAAGCCACCGGGCUUAUGGGAGUGUAACACUUUAACUCCCAAGAUCUGGCCCAGGUUGUUCAAAUCUGGGUUAAGAUAACCCAGGGUUAGGAUGGAAUUUGAUUUCAGGUCUGAAAGCUUAAAGGAAAAUUCAGUUAAAAUCCCUUUGCUCACAAUUUGAUCAUUGCAUGUUCUAAAAAGAAUAGGGAAAAUUUUCUCUAAAAGGCUUUGGAAAAAAGAAGUAUAGAAACCUGCUUUAAAAUUUAACCCUGGGCUUGCACUAAUCGGCCUUUGAACAACUGGGUCCAGUUUGUUAAUUCUCCCCUCUACCUGCUACUUAUUUCCAUGUAAAUUAGUUAUGAGAAUUUGGUGUUUGAUAAAAGUUAUAAUUUUCACCUGAUAAAGUUGAGUAUUCUCAUUACUUGUUUGCUGGAUAAAGUAUGGAUAUUGUAGGGAGAAGUUCCCUGCGAAUCACUUCUGGGAGUUAAUUGGGUUAAUUACAUUCAUACAUAAACUUUCCAAUAGCGCACUAAAACUAUGCCAAAACAAGAAACUCCCAAUAUCAAAGUCACCUUAAAGACUAAAAUGUUUUGUUUCUUUCCAAACAGGAAGAUGCUGUCUCAUUUAUCCACACUAUCGGUGCACUCCUUAUUUUCGUGGGAGGUAUUCUGUAUUGCUGGGUUCAAUCUUUUAUUUCUUACAAGAUGAGCGCUUGUGGUGUGAUCACACACAGUCUUUUUAUCUUACGAGUGGCCAUUGCUAUUGCUGUUACAAUCUUCUUUGCCAUAUGCGUAACAGCUACCUCGUAUGCUGGUGUAAAAGGAGUUCGUUACAACCUGGACCCCUACAAAAAGAUGCCACGCUGGACUACAGCAGACAGAAACUACAUUUAUCAUGUCAUUGGAGAUGUUUCUGAAUGGCUCACAGCAUUAAUUCUUUUGGGCUACUUGUUCACAUAUUUUGGAGAGUUCAGGUUUGUAAAGAUGAAGAUUGUGGUGUCAAGACAAACACAACAUCCUGUACCUCUAGCAACUGGAAUGGGUUCGGAUGAUAGUCUCCAUGCCUCACUAUAUGUUUAAUGGUAGUUUCAAGUUACGAAGUGCUUGAAAUGAAGAAUUAUGCUCGGGACGGACUUGAUAUGUUUGUUGAUAUGUACACAAGUUACCAAAUAGUACUGUAUUUCUGAUACAAAUUAAUUAAACUAUAUUAGUAUUUCUAGCUUUUGUAAAUAAUGUAUCACACAUCUGUUUAUCUACUGUGGAAAAUUUGAUUGAUCUAUCUGUUUUUCCAGGAAAUAUCCAUACUGCUCACAUGAAAGGUUUCAGCACCCUUCCACCUCCCCCCACAUUCAUUUAAUGUUUACACCAAUCCUCCAGCAGGGAGUAGGGGUAAGAGAGGAAAUACUUCUUGGAAUUGCAAAGUGCAUGUUAAGUGAGUUAGUUUUUUAACUAAGUGAUCAAACUGCAGUAUGAUAGAAGAGGAUAAAUUUUUUUCUUCUAGUCUUCUAUUUCGUAGUUAAUAUCAUGAAAAAUGGUAGUGUUUGAUUGCAUUUGACUACAGAUGAGAGAGAGAUUUUCUCUUUUCAAUGAGUUGAAAUCCAGCAGCUGAGGAUAAAAAAUGGUUAUGGUAAAUAGUGAGUGCUAACUGCAUAAAUCUUCUGUAGUUUCGUGACUAUCAGAUCAGGAAACCUAUUAUUAUAAUUUUAAGAGCAACAGCACUCAGUCUUGUCCUAUGAAGUUUACAUCACUGCAACUUUUCUUGUAAAUCUAAGGAAUUCAGGAAUGAAUAAUGUGAAAUUUAUACAUCUCCCCAAACCUCAAGAGUAAACAUAAAGUAACCUCUGUGUACAAAUAUGACUACUCUGUCUAACAGGAAGUCAUGGAAAGAAAUAAGGGGAUCUUGCCUGAUUUAUGAUACAAAUCUCAGAACUUAAGUUUUAUGAAUUGUGUGGGAGACAGUAAGGAGAAUUUAUAUUAAAACCUUAAGGGUUUAGAAUUUGAGGUAGACUCAGAUCUCUUUGAAGACCAGAACUUCACAUUCCAUUCAAGAGAACUUUGUUAAAAGACUCUGCUUGCUGUCAAACGUUAGUGAUUUUAAAUAAACAAAUGGUUUUCUAAACAUUUUUUG
Messenger RNA from Pocillopora meandrina, 3725 nucleotides. The record is from the annotation of a GenBank genome assembly. Lineage: Eukaryota; Metazoa; Cnidaria; Anthozoa; Scleractinia; Pocilloporidae.